This is a messenger RNA of Cokeromyces recurvatus, 666 nucleotides long. RefSeq lists its product as uncharacterized. NCBI's taxonomy places the organism in Eukaryota, Fungi, Mucoromycota, Mucoromycetes, Mucorales, Mucoraceae. Bases 211 to 450 code for a protein of 79 amino acids. The record is from RefSeq and is a predicted model, not a curated record. The transcript has 3 exons.
GCUAACUUUUUUUUUUUGAUAAUGUAUUGAUUGAAAAAGGCAAGAAGAGAUACAUUUUUUUUUCCUGCAUUGGCACCUUCUAAACCAAGACAUCAACCUCGGGUAUCACCAUCAGAUAUCGAACUUUUAAAAGCAGUAUAUGUUGUCAAAAUAGAUGAUGAAACAUAUAGCAAUAUCUCACAAGAGACAGUAGACGAAUAUACCUUAAAUAUGGAAGAACAAGCAUCAAAUCAUUGUAUUAUGACACUUCCAAAUGUAGUAGCUUUCUUGAAAAAAUCACUCGAUCAAGAUUUAGAUGAUUUACCAAAAUAUGUGUGGAACCAUGGAUAUGACCCCAACUUGAAUGAUGAAGAAAAAACAAUGAUUAAGUUAAUCAGAUUUAUUUUGACAGAUUAUGUCUCCAAUUGCGAAAAAAAAAAUCAAUGCUUGCUUGUACCAAACAAUGAGUAAACACCGUUUGUCGAGCAUGUGGUCCCAAUAUUCAAGUAUUCCGCCUCUACGACAAAACUAUUGUCUUUUUUACGGUGCGAAAAGGGUCUUGAAUACUCUAAAAUACUUGCUAUCUGUAUGCCCAAUGAUGCAACAAAAAAAAUAAUGGAUGGAAUUGGAAUUGCAUCUACAGAUGGAAUGGAAGAAGUACUGGUUGAAUCAUCUGGGUAUGGAAAU